AUGAAGAAAUUUUUUUCAGAAGCCAGUUCAACAAGCAAAACAUCAGCAACAAAAUUAGCUUUAAAUCUCAUCAAGGAAAAAGGAAUAUUUGGCUUAUACAGAGGAUUAGCCCCAACAAUGGCCAGAGAUGUUACAUUUUCUGUUAUGUAUUUUCCACUUUUUGCUACACUGGAUGCAUUAGGGCCCAGAAAAUCACCUCAAAGUGGAGAUGCUGUUUUUUAUGCUUCCUUUCUUGCUGGUAUUGUAGCGGGUGCUAUAGCCUCUUUUUCAGUGACUCCAUUGGAUGUUAUCAAAACACGAAUUCAAUUAAUUGAAAAAUCCUCAACAGAUUCACCCCCAUAUAGAGGAAUAUUGGACGCGUUUAGAAAAAUUUUAAAAAACGAAGGCCCUCGUGCUUUUUUCAAAGGUGCAGGCUGUCGAAUGAUGGUGAUGGCCCCACUCUUUGGUAUUGCCCAGAUGGUUUAUUAUAUUGGUGUUGCUGAAUUUUUACUUGGACGUGAAAAGAGUCAACAUAUUUAA
Messenger RNA from Meloidogyne enterolobii, 519 nucleotides. The record is from the annotation of a GenBank genome assembly. NCBI's taxonomy places the organism in Eukaryota, Metazoa, Nematoda, Chromadorea, Rhabditida, Meloidogynidae.